Molecule: messenger RNA, 8583 nt
Organism: Leptonychotes weddellii (Weddell seal)
Lineage: Eukaryota; Metazoa; Chordata; Mammalia; Carnivora; Phocidae
Source: RefSeq, a predicted model, not a curated record
UUCUGACCCCAGAGUGGAUGAUGCAGUCAGGGCCGAACCACUGAUUGGAGUCUGAAGAAUUCCCAUCUUCACGUUGGCCAUCUGUUGAGAUAAGAUGCAAGAUUCUUACAAGGAUAGGACUUCAUUGAUGAAGGGCGCCAAGGACAUAGCCCGAGAGGUGAAGAAACAAACAGUAAAGAAGGUGAAUCAGGCAGUGGACCGGGCCCAGGAUGAAUACACGCAGAGGUCCUACAGUCGGUUCCAAGAUGAAGAGGACGAUGACUGUUCCCCGCCGGGAGAGACCUAUAAUGGGGAGGCCAAUGAUGAUGAAGGCUCCAGUGAAGCUACUGAGGGUCAUGAUGAAGAUGAGGAAAUCUAUGAAGGGGAGUAUCAGGGCAUCCCCCGUAUGAACCAAGGGAAGGACAGCAUUGUGUCAGUGGGGCAGCCCAAGGGGGAUGUGCACAAGGACCGGCAGGAGCUGGAGUCAGAGAGGAAAGCCGAUGAGGAAGAACUAGCCCAGCAGUAUGAGCUGAUAAUCCAAGAGUGUGGUCACGGCCGUUUCCAGUGGGCCCUUUUCUUUGUCCUGGGCAUGGCCCUGAUGGCGGACGGCGUGGAGGUGUUUGUUGUCGGCUUCGUGUUGCCCAGCGCGGAGACAGACCUAUGCAUUCCAAAUUCAGGAUCCGGGUGGCUAGGCAGCGUAGUGUACCUUGGCAUGAUGGCAGGGGCUUUCUUCUGGGGAGGACUGGCAGACAAAGUGGGAAGAAGGCAGUCUCUGCUGAUUUGUAUGUCUAUCAAUGGAUUCUUCGCCUUCCUUUCUUCAUUUGUCCAGGGUUAUGAAUUCUUUCUCUUCUGUCGCUUAGUUUCUGGAUUCGGGAUCGGAGGAGCUAUUCCCACGGUGUUCUCCUACUUUGCUGAAGUGCUGGCCCGAGAGAAGCGGGGGGAGCAUCUGAGCUGGCUCUGCAUGUUCUGGAUGGUUGGUGGCAUCUACGCCUCUGCCAUGGCCUGGGCCAUCAUCCCGUAUUAUGGAUGGAGCUUCAGCAUGGGGUCAGCUUACCAGUUUCACAGUUGGCGUGUGUUCGUGAUAGUCUGCGCGCUCCCCUGUGUCUCCUCGGUGGUGGCCCUCACAUUCAUGCCUGAAAGCCCACGGUUCUUGCUGGAGGUUGGAAAACAUGAUGAAGCGUGGAUGAUCCUGAAGUUAAUUCAUGACACAAACAUGAGAGCACGGGGUCAGCCUGAGAAAGUCUUCUCGGUCCACAGAAUCAAAACCCCCAAACAAAUAGAUGAGCUGAUUGAAAUUGAGAAUGACACACGCACGUGGUACAGAAGGUGUUUUGUCCGGAUCCGCACGGAACUCUAUGGAAUUUGGUUGACUUUCAUGAGAUGUUUCAACUACCCCGUCAGGGAAAAUACGAUAAAACUUACAAUUGUUUGGUUCACCCUGUCCUUUGGGGCGACAGGUUUUGGCUUCUUGAAUGCCCUAUGCAAAGCAGCGGCCGUCCUUGGAAACUUAAUAUUCGGCUCCCUGGUCAGCUUCACCAAAUCGAUCCCCAUCCUGCUGGCCUCCACUGUGCUGGUGUGUGGAGGACUGGUGGGCUUGCGCCUGCCCGACACACGAACCCAGGUCCUGAUGUAAUGGGGAACAAGCCAUCCGUAAUACUGCAUUUCUUUCUCCUGCCCUGUGUCGACCCUCCGGACUGACUCAAGGCUUCAGAUUUUUUUUUUUUUUUUUUUCAGAUCUCAAAAGGUGGUAAAAUAGCAGAACACUAACUCUUGCCGUGACUGAAAUGUAGAUGCAUACCAUCCUGCCCCUUAGAUGUGAGUGUGCAGUGUUUUUCAGGCCUUGUUUCCCUUCCGACCUGGGAUGCUCCCGGCUCCCAACAGUCAGUCAGUGGAAGCGUUGUUGAAGUGUCCUCGGCAGCCGGGCCGCCCUGAGAUCCUGCUCCCUGAAGGUUGAGGAGCCUAUGCUGCCCUAAGAAAUAGAUACUGCUUCUGACUUCACAUUCACGGGAAAUAUAAGUUGGCAUAUUAUUGCAUUUGUGCUGAGGAGAGGGAUUCUUCUUUUUUUUUUUUUCAAACAGAGUGAUAUUUCCUGUUUACUUAGAAAAGGACACCCAGCUUAAUUCUUGCUGUUACAGCAGGGCCUUUCAAAGAAAACCAUGUGGCCCCAAACGGAGCUGGGUGGGGCUCUUUUGAGGCCUGACAGGGAAGGUGGCUUUGCUAACAAGACGGAUAAAGGCUAUGCCCUGAGCAGCAAAGAUCUGAGUGAACGGCAUACACCAGAUUUCUGCCCAGUUCCAGUCCUGAAAAAUCUGAGGAGGGAGUCGCGCUGGUGUCUGUGAUGGUGGCCUGGGGGCCAGAACGUUAGAAGAUCAGAGAUCAGAGACAGAUCUUCUGCCUCUGUUUACCCCCGUCUCCUCCCCGCCCCCACCCCAGCUACCCUUGAUCUUGCCAGGGAGCAGAUCCCAAGAGAGAGAGCCACUUUCCGAACCCUGGGUCUGCCUGCCUCAUUCUGCCCUUCGUCCAAACUGUGUUCAGUCUAGAGAUGGUCGGUCGUCUCCGUUGUUGUAAGUUGCAAAUGAGGAAGAAGUCCACCCUCUAGAGGCGUUUGGAAAGGCAAAAUGCUGACUUGAGGGUACCACCUUUCUGAGGGACGGCGCCCCCGCACCCUUGACACUGGGCUUUCUAGCUGGUAGCGCCGAAGUGGGUCUUCUUCCUCUAGCUUCCACUGGUCCUUGUGCUCCCGGCUGCCAGCUCUGAGUGGAACCCCAGCCGGCUUAGUCCAAGCAAGGGGCCCUCUGGCAGACAAGGUGGUUUGGGGCUGCUUGCUUUACCUCUGGAAUCCUCCUGGCCCUGGAAGACAGGUCAGCAGGACAUUCCCACGGGCUGUCAGCUCUGCGACCUUCUCACCCCUCAGGCCUGCCCCUCCUCCAGGCUCAUCCUUUUUAUUCAUCUUCUUUGAAAUCUGAAGCCUCCUUAUAGACUUGCAGCAGUGACCAGCAGCCAGGAAUAAAUCCCAUAUUAAAACAGUAUUCCUGUUUUUAACUCUGUCUUGUCAAAGGGUUAUCCUUGUUACUUAUUAUAGCAUUUCCAGCAGGUUGCAGCCCCGGGUCCCCGGGAAGGGAGAGCCUUUGUUUCCAAUAGCCAUUCCCUUCAAAGCCCCAUCCUGACCCCAAAGGCCCUCUGCCUCCUUCUCCCCUUCCUAAUGGUGCUCCUGGAGCUCCAGAGUGCAGAGUUCUGACUCUCUGAAACAUUUCUUUCAUGAACAUAGCCAUGAAUCGAUCACCCCUUGAAGUCAUUCAGGUCUGUAAAGGGGGCAGCCUGGUGUUGGAGGCUGGCAGGAAGAGGGUGGUUCCCUGGGGAGGUCAGCCCAGGGCCAGAACAUCAGCAAAACGCCAACCCCAAACUGCAAAGGUGGCAGAAAGAGGGAGAAUCAGACAAGACUAGAUGAGAUCUCUUGGGCUGAUGCCAGCAAAGCAGGGAAAGAAACGGAACCGCCUCUCACUUCUGCCUCUGUAAUAUUCCUGGAGAACAAAGCUAGCAUUCACACAACCCGGGAAGGUAGCCUGUAUAUUAUUCUUCCACGUGGAUUCAUUUCCCUACCUACCUACCCCUUGAUUCAUCUUCUUCAAAGAGGCGCAUGUGAGGACCCGAGCAGGGCUGUUUUAGUUGAACACAGCAUGUACAAUCACAACUACCAAAGUAAGAUGUGUUUGUUCAUCAGCCCAUUCAGAAGCAAGAGAAAUGUGCAUGGAUGUCGUUGUCUCUAGUCUUCUUAGCUUUCUGAAAGUGAAGAUAGUCCGGUAAGCAAAGUCCACUAUCAUAAAUGUCUCACAUGUCUGUUGUAGCACUAAAUGUGUACAAAGUCUCCCAAGCUGCAGAGCUUAGCAGAUGCAGAGUUUUAUUUGAACAUUGGCUGGGUCAGAAUGAGAUUAAAUGAGCAGAACCCCACUUUGUGAGACCUGACACCAUACAUCCCCUUCACAAGGGCCUUUCUUGGCCUUCCCGUCACCUGAUCCAAGCCUCCCAGGUGGCCCAAGAGGGAUCUAUUCUAAUCUCCUGGACAGUCUGUGGUCACAAACCUUCUUGGUCACCACCUUUUCCACCUUCCAUGCAGUUUUCUCUGCCUCCUUUGCAUUGUUCCCAUCACCUUGAUUUUCUCUGAGAGAGCUCAGGUUGUCCCCGAAGUAUGUGGCAGGGCCUGUCUGGCUUGUUGUGGGGUUAGCUGGCUUAAGAUAGAGCCGUGUGAUUACACAGGAACUCAGCUCUGUCCACGGAGCAGCCUGCUGGCGCCGGGACCUGUGACCAGCAUCUCGUUUCAUCCACAAAAGAAGAAAAACGAGAGUAUGUGCCAAAAGGGACGCCUAGGAAACCGUUCCACUUGCUCCUGUAUUUCUGACUCCUUUUCUAUCCAAAAUGUCCUCCUAGCUCUUUGGAAUCAAUCCAGAAUGCCAAACCCAGAGGCCGGGGAUCACCUUACACCCAGAGUAGUGACCCUGGGAGAGAAGAUAGAUGGGCCCUAGCCGCCUCCUUCAUGCUGGACUCAUCUUCGCAAGCACCAAAUAGGUUUAGUCUAGGAACGGACAAAUUACCAAGUAGGCAGGUUGUUUGGGAAGCCCCUAGGAAUAGGCCAGAAAACAUAGUUCCUAUAUUGUGUGUGUGCUGCCCGCUUCUUAGGAUCCUGAACAUUAUCUCCACUCAGUGCUGGUUUGAUGGUUAUCAUUGCCUGCUCAGGAAAGGGACCCACCCCGCCACAUGGACACGGUUAGAAAACUCUCUGGUCACCAUGCUCUCCCAAAGGCUGUGUCCUGUAGCUGUCCUCUUUUCUCCCUUUUGUUCUUGAAAUAGGAAGACCUAUGGCUGCAGAAACUGAGUCUUGAAUUGAUACCCCUAAGUUGGCAAAUGCACCUUCAUUUACAAAUCUCACCAAAGCAGACUGCAGAUGUGCACCAAAACCUGCUUCGCUGCUUCUCUGGAUGUCUUUAGAUAUCAUGGGAGAGGUGGGGAAAGAAAUGUAGUGUCAGAGACAGUGCAAGAUACCGCAGAGAAGGUUCCAGUGAAGGGCACACUGGAGCCUUUCUAAACCCUGGGAUCAUUUCAGAGUCAUUUCGUGGGCAUACCUUUUGAUUCCCUCUGCCAACCAAAAUAGAAUAUGACAGUCUCCAGUCUUUUCUAUUUAAUAUCAAAAUGGCCCUUAUCUCUUUCUUCAUCUGUUCAGUGCACUAAAGGCUCUGAAGUCGGAGAUGUCUGAAUUUGGCUUUUACCUGGUAUCCUAGAAAGACAAGUGGUUGGUUGGUAAGGUUCAUAUUGGUGUAUAUUUGGUUUUCCUCUAACCCCCAUGUCAUGCUGAACUUAGUUCAGUGACCAAAGCUACAGACACACAAGUUAUGUGGCAACAACAGAAAGAACUCUACACCACAGGGCACUCAGAUGAACUAUACAUUUCUUACGGUUUUCGCUUCUGCCAAACAAUGUAUGUUUUGAGAAGAGCUUUCCUCGCAGUAUGUAUGACGUAGACAAAAGAAAAUUCUCAGUGUCUCCUAGACAUAUGUGUCCCUUUAUUGUCCCGGGUAUGGAGUGCCAGUUCUCCGUGUGAUGUUCCCUUGCUCCAUCCCUCCUAUCAGCAGCAUCCCACCCACCAGACACAGCUUUGCCAGAGCCUUCUUGGCUCUUUCUCCGACAAUACCUAGAUCUCAGUAAUCCCAGGAUUCUGAGUUACAAGGAUACGGUUCGUGGAUCUGUCUAGGCCCUUGUUUAAGGCCGGCGAGGCUGGGUGGGGCAAAGAGGUGGCGAGAGCAUUGCCUGGUCUCUUGUCCUUUCAUGUGAUUAUUCAGUACAUACUGAUGGAGCUCUUCCCUGUGCUGGGUUAUAAGCCGCUAGUGAACGCUUUAGGGACUUGAGUGAAGGCAGAGGAAAUGGGCGUGAAAGAGAAAACAGCGGCAAUGGGGUCUCAUAUGGAAGCCCCCGCCCUAUAAACACCAAGUGUUGUUUUCCCAAAUUUAAAAGAAGCCCUAGCCUACGGUGGGCAGUCGAGAAACUACUCAGGCAUUGGGACUGUCUGUGAUGGGAGGAGAAGGCCCCUCAGUUUCUCGGCCUUUGUUGGAGGGACUGCUACUAAUCCUUGGGAAAUGAGAGAGACGAAGGCACACAUGCUGUUGCGUUGAGUGCCUCGGCAUGAAGUCGCGCUGAGGUGUCACUCAAGGGAAGGUAGCAGCCGCAAAGAUAGCCCCUUCUCCGUAGAGACGCUGGCUUUUAAAGUCCCGGAGUUCUUUCCAUGGCCCGAGACGAGAGGUGGGGGCCGGGAGGUCUGGCCCAGAGUGAAGUCAGCGCCCCACUCAGCGGCAGCCCUGUCCCCUGGCCUCAGCUUCCCGAGCUGUUUCCUUUCUGAUUCUGAAGACUGGCGUCCACUGUCUUUGCAGAUAGGCUGGAGACGCUUUGCCCCCUCUCGCCUCGGCAGAUAAGCUCCCCAGAAAACAGGUUCUGACCGUUAGUGGCCUGAGCUUUUCGGAUUUUAGUUCAAAACCAGUGCAGAGCUGUUGCCAAGUGUCUUGAAGCCACAAGGACCUUUGGGGCUCUGGGGCCUGAGGGGAAGCAGAGCAGAGAGAGUAAUUGGUGGGGACCCCCCUCCCCUCUGGGAGCCCCGAUUUCCUCUUUCACCCACAAACCCUCUCCUCCUUACCUCCCCGCGGCCGUACACACUCACUUCCUUUCUUUUCCAUCUAUUCUUCUUCCUCCUUGCCUCCUCUGGUCACCUCUUGACUCCAGCCGUGCACAGAGGCCAGGCCAAGCUUUCCUGGCACACUUGGGACUGAAGGAUGCGCCCAUCCAUGCCUCUGGUGGAGGCCCAAAGGGUGAAGAAGGUGUUGAAUGGCAGUGGGUGCGGGGAGUCUAAGCUCCAGACUGUGGGUGUUGACACAGCUCCGUGAACCAGAGAUUUCUAGCUGCUUCUCCCUCCCGUGCAUGAUGAGAUGGCCACCAUUGGCAUGGGACCCGAAAGAGGCCCAUUUCUGGGGCAGAAGUCUGAGACCUUAGCAUUGGACUCCCAAAAGAAAGACGAGGUAGCCCGCAGCAAGGCUCUCGGAAUUCAUUGACCCCUGGGAGGUAGGGGCGCUGCUCCGGGCCUGCAGAGGGUCUGCUCGGUGCCAAAGGCUGGGGGCUUUCUAUUCCGAUUUAAAUGCUGACAUUGCAGAGGCUGCCCGCUCCCUGCCUACCCUGCCAGUCAGACUCCCCUUAGAGCCAAGAGUGCCCAAAACUAGGAGGAGGAGAAAGCAGCCCUCGGCCCUCUGUUCAGACUCCGACAGGGCUUAACACCAGCCUAGCAGACCACCCUAGAAGCAGGGGUGUAGAGUGACUGGCGGAGCCUGCUCACGGGAACGGGGGCCCCGAAAGCCAGCGAUGUGCGGGAGCAGACUCAAACCCGUUCCCCAGAGGCAGUCCUUUCGGGCAUUUUGUGAGCCAGUUGGGAAACACAGCCAUUAUACUAAAAAUUAGAUUAUGUAAACUUACAAUAAUAAAUAUGCGAAAGUCAUCGCUUUCUAAUUAUUUUACCACACGUUAGCAUCACCCGUGCCCUUGGGGUGAUGGACACUGUGGUCUCUGGAUGGUAGAGAUGCUGUAGACUGUUGCACACAUCUUCCCAACUCCACAUUCAGUGACGUCACAUUCAUAGCUUGGAAUCAGCCGGAGGGGGUGGAGGGGAGGAUUUACACCGUGGAAAUCUACCAAGGCUGCCGAGCAGACUCUUAGCCCCGAAGCCCCGACCGCUGUGUGGCCUCCCACUGCACGGACCCAGGCCACACCAAAUUGAGUCCUGUAGGUUUGUGGGUCAGCAUCGCCCACAUGUCCGAGGGAAGGAAAGACUUAGCAAGCUCAACCUCACGUCAGUACACGAAGGGUUUCUUUCUGCAUUUGUAUUGACUCAGAACAGGACCCACCGUGCAGAGAAUCUGCCGCUUCCUAUGGGUAUUGCUCCUUCGGGGAGAAUGUACAGUAAGUUGACUAAUGUAUGCUGUGCGAACAAAAAUAAGCUCGUUUGAAGCUAUGAAGUGUCUCCCCUCCCACACCCAAGUAGGUGUCCAAGAAGGAAACUCCUUCCUUGCCCUUGACAUUCACCAGGCCUGCCUGGAUAGAACUGGACAGAUUUGCUUAAUCUCACUUCCACCACUGUUGUUAGACAUUUAUUGUGCCAAAUCUAUGUCCUGAAUCAAACAGAAGAAAAAAGAAAUGUUCUUUCUUGAUACGUGCUUUUAUAACAUCUAAAAAGUGGUUAUGUACCCUCGACCUGACCCGGGAACAUGUUGAAUAGAUCAUGUGUCCUUCACUGAUGUCUAGAUACUGUAAAUAAAGUCCUGCGAGGGCUUUUUUUCUUUCAGGUAAACCUCCAUUUUUGGACACAUGCUAAGCCCACCAUCCACUCUCCUUCGCAGCGAGAUCUUGGCAGGGGUCCCGUCCUUGGUUUUGGCGUUCGGCUGUUUUGUUUUGUUCUGUCUUGUUCCUUUCCUGUUUUCACUGCUCUGUAAGACCUCCUGCUGUGAAUGUUCUAGUUACCCCAGUUGUACUGUAUAUAUGUGCUGCAUGUGUGAACCCCAAUAAAUUCUGUUUCAGGUU